AUUUGUAUGAUAUCGAUGCAUGUACGUAUAAUGUGUUAGUUAACCCUUUCCUCUUCUUCCAAGCGACAGAGAGAACAUGGGUUUUCCGCAAAGGUUAAGGUUAGUGUUCAUGCUGUUGUUGAUGUGGUGUGUAAAUGUAAGAGGUUUGCAGCAUAAUUAUGGAGAGGCCUUGUCAAAGAGCAUAUUAUUCUUUGAAGGGCAGAGAUCAGGGAAGCUCCCACCAACACAGAGGAUGACUUGGAGGAAGGAUUCUGCACUUCAUGAUCUCUAUCUUCUCCCUCCACAUGCUACUACAAUAUUUCCUUUCCCUCAAAAAGUUGACUUGGUUGGGGGAUACUACGAUGCUGGUGACAACGUGAAAUUCAACUUUCCAAUGGCAUUUUCAACGACGAUGCUGGCGUGGAGUGUAAUAGAGUUCGGAAAAUUCAUGGGUCCAGAUCUUAAACACGCGCUGGACGCUAUUCGUUGGGGUACGGAGUAUUUUCUGAAAGCCACAAGCAUCCCUGGAAUAGUGUUUGCACAAGUUGGUGACCCUUAUGCUGAUCAUAACUGCUGGGAGAGACCUGAAGACAUGGACACCCUCAGAACAGCCUACGCCGUUAGCAGGGACCACCCUGGCUCUGAAGUCUCUGCAGAGAUUGCAGCAGCACUUGCAGCUUCUUCUAUUGUCUUCAGGAAAUAUCACAUUGGUUAUUCUGCAAGGCUUCUGCAAAGGGCCAUAAUGGUUUUCGACUUUGCCGAUAAAUACAGAGGAUCAUACAACGACAGCCUCGGACCGUGGGUGUGUCCAUUCUAUUGUGAUUUUGGUGGCUACCAGGACGAAUUGGUGUGGGGAGCAGCAUGGUUGUUGAAGGCUACUAAGCGCCCUUAUUACUUUGAUUACAUUGAUCAAAACAUUCAUAAUCUGAAAAGCUUCGCUGAAUUUGGAUGGGACACAAAGGACGCUGGCAUCAACGUGCUCCUUUCAAAGCUUCUAAUCAAUAGCAGCUCAAAUUCUAACCCUUUCACAUUCAAUGCGGACAAGUUUGUCUGUAGUGUGCUGCCUGAAUCACCUUCGGUAUCAGUCAAAUACUCUCCAGGUGGGCUUCUGUUCAAGCCUGGGGGAAGUAACUUACAGCAUACAACAGCAAUCUCAUUCCUGUUUCUGGUUUAUGCUGGCUAUUUGAAGAAGACAAAUAAAGAGAUUGACUGUGGUGGUAACGUUUUUGCUUCUCGAACCCGACUUAGACAAAUAGCAAGAGGCCAGGUGGAUUACAUACUAGGAAGCAAUCCACUGAAUAUGUCAUACAUGGUAGGAUAUGGAGCGAAAUACCCUGAAAAAAUACAUCAUCGUGCGUCGUCGUUGCCAUCAGUGGAUGAUUAUCCUCCUCGUAUUGGUUGCAAAGAAGGAUCUUUUUACUUUGAAAGCCAAAAUCCAAACCCCAAUUUGCUCUCAGGAGCUGUCGUGGGAGGACCUUAUCCUAACGAUUCGUACGCAGAUUCUCGAACAGAUUUUGUACACUCUGAACCGACAACAUACGUAAAUGCACCCCUUGUCGGUGUUUUGGCUUACUUCAAUGCACAUUCAUUCUAAACUUUUCAAACUCUCCUAAUUUAUUUCUAACUUUUAUUAUUAUUUAUUACUAUUUGUCUUUAUUACUCUAUGAUUGGAA
Vigna radiata var. radiata (mung bean) is the source of this 1652-nucleotide messenger RNA. Its product is annotated as endoglucanase 8. The record is from RefSeq and is a predicted model, not a curated record. Gene Ontology annotation, molecular function: hydrolase activity, hydrolyzing O-glycosyl compounds. Gene Ontology annotation, biological process: carbohydrate metabolic process. NCBI's taxonomy places the organism in Eukaryota, Viridiplantae, Streptophyta, Magnoliopsida, Fabales, Fabaceae. Bases 77 to 1573 code for a protein of 498 amino acids. The transcript has 7 exons.